CCCCUCGCCCCCCUGGGUCGCCCCUCGGCCCUUGCCCAGGCGCGGCCGUGACGCGCGGCGGGCGGAAGGGGCGGUGCGAUGGCGGCGGCGAUGGCGAUGGCGAUGGCCGGGCCUGUGCCGGAGCUGCCGCGGCUGUGGCAGGAGGCGGCAGCGCUGGCGGGGGCGGUGCGCGGCGCGCUGGGGCCGCGGGGCGGGCGGGCGCUGCUGCUGCGGCCCACGGGCGAGGCGGUGCCGACGCGGGACGGGCGGCGGCUGCUGGAGGCGCUGAGGCUGGAGCCGCCCGCGGCCAGGGUGAUGGCGGCCCGCGCCUGCAGCCACCGCGCCGCGACGGGGGACGGCGCCAAGAGCUUCGUGGUGCUGCUGGCGGCCGUGCUGGGCGGGCUGCGGGCGGCGGGCGGCGGCGCUGGGCUGCGGAGGGCGCUGCGGGCCUUCGAGGCGCAGGUGCUGGAGCGGGCGGCGGCGUGGGGGCUGCGGCGGCACUGGCGGCCGGCGCCGCCCGGGCUCCCGGAGGCGCUGCUGGAGCCGUACCUGGCCGGCCGGCUGGGCCCUGGCGAGCGGCGGCGCCUGGCGCGGCUCUGCGCCGAGUUGUGCCGCCGCUGCGCCCCGGCCGCUGCCGCCCGCCCUGAGGCGCUGCGGCUCCUCGCGCGGCGGUUCGCGGCCCUGCACGCCGCCGUGCCCGGCCUGCCCCUGGCCAGCUCCACCAUCCUGCCCGGCAUCGUCCUCCGCAGGGACUUCGCUGCUUACUGUCCGGCCGACGGGGAGCUGCGGGCCCUGCUAGUCAACGAGCCCCUGCAGCCCCCACUGACGGCCCCCGGCGUCGAGUUUGUGGUCGACUCCGAGGGUCAGUAUGAGGCUUCGCUGCGUUGGAUCACAAGGAGGACAGAAGCCUUAAUGAAACACUUGCAGAGCAACAGCGUUAAGCUGUUACUGUCGAGCACGAAGCAAGACGAAGUAGUUAUCUAUUAUGCCCAACUAUAUGGUGUUUCUGUUGUAGAGUGCUUAUUGUCGGAAGAAAUGGCUCUUAUCAGUGAAAUCACCGGCGUCUCGCCUUAUGCACCUUUUGGUGAUAACAUGUACAGGGAAAUCACUGAAACUGCGGUGGCAUCGUUUUGCCAGCCCUUGCUGCUCGGCUCCAAGAGGUGUGUCCACAUUGGCUUCACCAGUGUGUGUGCCUUCCAGCCCCAUUGCCUGAUCCUUUGUGGGCCAGUCCAUGGGGUCAAUGAGCAACAUGCUGCUGCUUUACAAGAGGCCUUCACUAUGCUGCAGCAGCUGUUUAAAACAGUUGAUCAGAGGGGGGAAUGCAAAGCGGAAGGUGAAAGCCAGAACAAAGCCUCAGAUGUUUGCAGUUGGGAUUCUUCACCUACUCAGAAACAAAUUGUAGUAGAAAAUGUUUCUUGUAAUAGUAACCAGGUUUUUGAAUGUCAGCUGAAAGCACUUAGUGAUGAAACAGAGACAAAAAUUUUAGACCCUGAUAAAAACAGUUCACUGGUGGACAAGCAAAAGAGCUACAGCACUGCUGUGUUAGCGGCAUGUAGCGCUGAUACAGUGACUGCGUGUGAGCUCCUGGAUGUUGGCAAAGGUCUAGAGAAAACAUGUUGCAAUAUAGUUCCAUUUAAACAGGAAGAGAGUUGUGUAGGUAUUGCACAGGAUCAUUCCAACUCCCUCAUAGAAGCAGGAUCAGUUUUGCCAGCAGGAGGUUACUUUGAAAUCCUUUUACAUUAUUAUAUUCAGUACUAUGCAAAACAGUGUCAGCAGUCAGAGGUAGCUGUCGUAUCUAAUGUGGUUGCUGAUGCUUUGCUAAGUAUCCCUAAGGCCUUGUACAGGACAACAGAACGAGACAGCUUUACCAAAUUUUAUCUCAAAGCUGUUAAUUCACUCCGAAGAAAUCAACCACUGCCAGGGAACGAGGAAGGCUUAGAGUCAGUGUAUUGCAAAUACCAGUUAGUCGUUUCAGUUCUUCAUUGUGUUACAGAGCUUCUCUCCAUUGACUUAAUAAUUGGUAUCAAGCGGCCGGUGCAAAAAAUUGAGGACCAUGAUUCAGAAGAUGACUUUUGAAAUCAUUAAUAAAGAAUGGUUUUGAUUAUGUGUUGUUUCCUUAUGUCUUCUUGUCAAAUGGAUGUGUCUCAAAAUUGAGUGCUAGAGACUAAAACAUAUCUUUUUAGGUCUAGAGAUCUAAUGUGAUACUUCUUUUAGAAGAAAAGGAAAAAAAGGGCUAACCAGCUGAGGACGGCCUGGGACAACUUGGGAGAAUGUGUUGACUCAGUUUACACACCACAGGGAGUGGUGUGUUUGGGCAUGCACUGAGGUUGUAGCAGCCUAUGGGUUUUUCUUCAUGCACUGUUUCCCAGAGAUUAUUUCUGUUUUGUGCUGUUAUUCUAUUAUAUUUCUAAAUAUGGGUUGUCCUCCAUGCAAAGUGAAAGUCAGAACAUGUUUUGACUGAGAUCCAAACUCAAAAUAUGAUGUAAAGUACAGGCAUACUGGUUUUAAUAGACAAAGAUUAAAAGAAUGUUUUUUAAAAAAAUCUUGAUGUUUUAACCCUCCUUUCUGCAGCCCUUGGCAAACUUACAUUCUGCCCCAUGUGAAAUUCAGCAGACUAUUUUGAAGGCGCUCACCCCAACCACAAGGAGUAUAGGUGCGUUUUAAGCAAAGUAAUCCUAUUUGUCAGGUAGCAGAUUCACAUAUACAGGCAGGUAGUUUCUUUUUUUUUUUAAUUAAAAAACAAAACCAGUUUUUAAGAUGCAUGUAUAGUAAUGUACGAUAAGACUAGAUUGAAACUGCGUGCUGCAUGCAACUCUUGAGAAUGGGAAUGAUCUGUUUACAUGGCAAGGACACGCUGUUUUUAUUUGUUGAUUUGUGUGGGGGUCGAGUCUGAACAGACUUUUACAGGUGCUGGGAUCACACCGAGACAGCUUCCAUUCCCUAGCUCUCCUCCAGCCGCCGUCCCUGCCACUGGCCCAGCUGGCUCCCUGCUCUACACCUUCCCUGGUCCUUCUCACUGAUCUCUGGAACACCAUCUCCCUGUUUACCAAAUAGGCAUUGCUUAGUUUCUGUAGUGAAAGUUAUGCAACCUAAGUAUAGCCUUACAUUUUCAUCCAUGCUUAGCUGAUUGCUGACCUUUAGCGUUUUUGGCAGCUAUACAGAGAGCAUCGUUAAUAGGAACCAGGCACAACAAAGACUAUUCUUUUGUGUCACAAAUCUCACACUGCUGUAUCACAUUUGUAAGAGGGAAUAGGGGACUGCAACAUUUUGUUUAGGAGCAUAACUGUAUAGUGGCAUAUUUUAUAUUUUUCUGUAUAUUUUACAUGCAGAAAAAUGUAUAUGGUUUCUGUUGUUAUCUUUAUAAAUCAUCUUCCAGAGCCCAAAGGUAGGGCAUUAAUCACACCAUGUGAGAAGAUUAAGGAAGAUUAAAUUCUUCACUAGAAUUCCAUUCAUCUGUUCUAAAUUUGCUUUUUGUUAUGUGACAAAUCUGCUAUUAGUGGUAGAGACUCCUGUUUUGAUUUCUGAAUUGUUUCUGUGCUUGUUUAGGUUAAUCCAUCCCCUUGCAUAUUUUUUUUAGUGAGGUUCUUUUAAAUCUCAUGCUAAGAGAGAAACUAUUUCAAUAUUCUGUUGCAAAAUUCUGUUUACAUCUUGAUCUUGAAAUCUAAGAAACAGUGUGGUUUUGUCACUAGUAAACACAAAUAUUAAAUACUUGCUCUAUUUACUAUUGUAUUUAUCACAUUAUUGCUCUUAAGACUGAACAAAUCAAGAGAGUAAUGUCUGAAUUUAUCACCAGUUGCUUUGGAAAUGCAUUGGCUGUAAUAAACGCAGUUGUAAUUUUGCAGCA
Neopelma chrysocephalum (saffron-crested tyrant-manakin) is the source of this 3823-nucleotide messenger RNA. RefSeq names its product Bardet-Biedl syndrome 10 (gene BBS10). The coding region runs from base 79 to 2055 and encodes 658 amino acids. Gene Ontology annotation, biological process: chaperone-mediated protein complex assembly. Gene Ontology annotation, molecular function: ATP binding; ATP-dependent protein folding chaperone. NCBI's taxonomy places the organism in Eukaryota, Metazoa, Chordata, Aves, Passeriformes, Pipridae. The record is from RefSeq and is a predicted model, not a curated record. The transcript is spliced from 2 exons.